AUGCCGGCCUUCCCCCGUUGGAACACGACUCACGAUGACUACCCCAUCACACCCGCCAUAGUCCCUAAUCGCCAACCUCCCCGCCUCACUCCCCGUCCGACGACGACAGCGACAGCUUCUCCCUCUACUUCCCACACGACUCCCAAACCCGCGUCCUCCUCGGAACCGCCUUCCGACGCCACGACAUCCGCCUACUUUGACCACUCCUCCGCCAAACGCGUCGCCACAGACCUCGUCGUUACCAAAGCCCUCAAAGCCCAGUACCCCAACCUGCAGCUGGUCGUCGUCCCCGAGCAAUUAGGCUACGGCGCCGCCACCUGCGACCUGCUCUCCUACGCCGCCGCCGGCUUCGCCUCCUACGAGCCCCUCGGCGAUGACGGCGGUAACGGCACCGACUCCCUCGAAUGGACCGUCUACCUGCCCCCCGCUCGCCGCAUGGACGGUAACCUCGGCGCUCUCGCCAACAGCAUUGUCUACGGCAAGUACCUCUACAAGUGGCAGGGCCACGAGUUCAUCGUCUAUCUUGUCGAUGGCCGCGACGGCACCACGGGCUAUGUCACAACGAAAAACUUCUACGUUCUCGCCCCCGAGACGUACCACGUCGACCGCCUCGUCCUCGCCGCCGGGUCAUGGAGCGAGGACCUGCACGACGAGGUCUGGGUUUAUGACCAAGGCUCCUGGCAAAAGAGCCGUGACCUGUUCGAGAGCACGAGGAACGCGUCGUGGGAGAAUGUCAUCCUCGACGCCGACAUGAAGAAGGCGCUGAUCGACGACCACCUGUCAUUCUACAACUCGCGCGAGACGUAUCAGAACCUCAAGGUCCCGUGGAAACGCGGUCUGAUCUACCACGGCCCGCCAGGCAACGGCAAGACCAUCUCCAUUAAGGCGACAAUGCGCAUGCUGUACGAAAAGAAGAUCCCCACGCUAUACGUGCGGACGUUGACAUCGUACGCUGGGCCGGAGUACUCGCUUGGACAGAUCUUUGGCAAGGCGCGUCAGUUUGCACCCUGCUACCUUGUCUUUGAGGACCUUGACACAAUUGUUUCGGACGAUGUGAGGAGCUACUUCCUGAACGAGAUGGAUGGGCUCAAGGCGAACGACGGUAUCUUGGUCAUCGGGAGCACAAACCACUUGGACCGUCUCGAUCCUGGUAUCUCUAAACGCCCAUCUCGCUUCGACCGAAAGUACUACUUCCCCGAUCCCGACCUCGAGCAGCGCGCUGCAUACUGCAAAUUCUGGCAGAAGAAGCUCAAGAGCAACAAGGAGAUUGAGUUCCCCGACAAGCUCUGCACUGCCAUUGCCAAGAUCACCGACAAGUUCAGCUUUGCGUACAUCCAGGAGGCCUUCGUUGCUGCUCUUCUCGCCAUCGCGCAAAAAGAGGAUGACCGGAAGAUUGAUGAUAUCGAGGCUCUGACGGAGCAGCUGGAGGACGACUGGCUCGGUGUCGUUGACGCUGCAGCUGACGAUGAGGGUCUGGACAAGCUUAUCCUGUGGGUCGAGAUCAAGAGGCAGAUCGAGAUCCUCCGCGAGGGCAUGGAGGACAAGAAGUAA
This is a messenger RNA of Colletotrichum chrysophilum, 1551 nucleotides long. RefSeq lists its product as uncharacterized. The transcript has 2 exons. Bases 1 to 1551 code for a protein of 516 amino acids. Gene Ontology annotation, biological process: protein import into peroxisome matrix. NCBI's taxonomy places the organism in Eukaryota, Fungi, Ascomycota, Sordariomycetes, Glomerellales, Glomerellaceae. The record is from RefSeq and is a predicted model, not a curated record. Gene Ontology annotation, molecular function: ATP hydrolysis activity; ATP binding. Gene Ontology annotation, cellular component: cytosol; peroxisomal membrane.